Molecule: messenger RNA, 779 nt
Organism: Adelges cooleyi (spruce gall adelgid)
Lineage: Eukaryota; Metazoa; Arthropoda; Insecta; Hemiptera; Adelgidae
Exons: 5
Coding region: 78-779 (233 amino acids)
Source: RefSeq, a predicted model, not a curated record
AAGAAACCAAGUUCUGUAUAGCAUUAUUAAGCAAUUUUUUUUUGUUUCGUUCGAUUCAAGUCUAUAAAGAAGAAACAAUGAAUGCAAAAUACAUAAUAUUUAUAUGUUUUGCAAUGAAUUACUUAGUAAUUCUAAGUGUUGCCAAUGGCGAUAAGGAGAAAGAGCUUUCGAGAUUUUAUCCGCUAACACUAAACGUGUACAACGAAUUAAGAAAGUUUUUCAUACUUGGUUCUGGAGAGAAUCUUUCUGUGCAUGCAUUACACGUGCUUUGGAGUGACACAGGUUAUAUUAUAGAAAAGUAUUUAUCUCCAGCGGAUAUUGCCACUAUAAAAGAAAAAGGCAUAAGUGUAGAACACUUUGGGAAAAUUAACUGGGAAGUUUGUAAAAGCAAUGUCCAAGACUAUGAACCAUGUAUGAAUCAACGGUUAUCGUUUAUGCAGAACCUAAAUCAAAAGAUGAUAGAGGCUAAUAAUCAUGUUAUAUGCCAAACGCUUAUACAAUCCGUUUUCGAUGAAUUAGUAGAGUUCCUAGAUGAUCCUACACUUAAGAAAAUUGGUGUGCAUGAAUUAAACUUGCUUUGGCAUGAUUUUGGUGUCACUAUGAGAGCUAAUUUCACACCCGAUGAAUUGACACGAAUGAAUCGAGAUCGCAUAGAUGUAAAAAAAUUUGAGGAAAUCACCAGGAAGACUUGCAAAACAAACUAUGUAACAUUCAUGGUUCAACGGUUUUUGUUUUUACAUGCCGUAAACAAACCAUUAUAUAAGGCUGCAAGAUUGUAA